AUUGAACUUGAUUAAUUUACUAAAUUAAGAGGAAGCAUGUUUUAGCCAAAAUUGCACCACAUACCAACAGUUUUUGUUUUCUAUCUGCUGGGUUUUUGACCUCCCCCCUGAAGUCCCUAAAGAGGGUCAAACGACCCUGAUACCAAACUAACGACUCUGAUGGCUCAAAUUAGGAUCCCUUCUUCAAUUGUAAAUGUGGCCGUUGACCGUCAGGCCAGAAGGUAGGAGUGGAAAAUCAUACAAAAAGUGUAAACAGAAGAGAUCUGGAAGACUUUGCACAUGUAAAUUUGCAUGCAGCCUUUUGUGCUGUGGAGUAUAAAUAAGGGACUGCUUCACCUAUUUAGUUCACAAGAAACAAAAUGCAGACGAGGUGCACCACUCAGAAGGCAUUGGAACUGAUUCAGAGCAGUGCCAGCCCUUGGGAUUCAGAUGGAGAAGACAUAGACCUUCAACCGGAUUCGGACUCUGAGCUGUCUUCAGAUGAGGAGACUCUCCCUCCACCACAAAAGAGAGCUCGUUUGGGGAGUGAGCCGUCACAGACCGCGAAAGAUGGCACAGUGUGGCGUGAAGAACAAGUGGGGACACAUCUCGAUUUCACUCCAAUAGAACCGUACGCCACAGAUGGAGAGCCAAGCGCUGAGGCCAGACGAAGUAUCCAGAGUCGCCUUCAGAGCUUCCUCUGUUUUAUCACUCUUGACAUGCUUCGUAGCAUUCAAGAAUGGACAACUCAACAUGCACGUCAGGAGCAGCAGGAUUGGUUCAUGGAUCUCCCGGAACUAAUGGCAUUUAUUUCCGUCGUCAUCUUGCGGGGGGUGAACAAGGUUCCAUCGCUAUGUGACAGCUGGUCAGCAAACCUGGGAAACCCAAGGAUCAUUGCAACUAUGGCCCGAAGCCGCUUCCAAAACAUCAUGCGACACCUACGCUUUGAUGACAUGCUUACACGCAGUGAGCGAGCGGAGACCGAUAAGUUUGCUGCAAUCUCCGAUGUUUGGGGAUCGUUUGUCACCAACUGCAUCGCAUCCUACAACCCCGGUCGACACAUCACUAUUGAUGCACAGCUUUAUCCAUCAAAGACUCGCUGCUGUUUCCUGCAAUACAUUGCAACAAAACCGGACAAGUUUGGCAUCAAGUUUUGGGUGGCUUGCGACUUGAAAUCACAGUACAUCUGUAAUGCCUUCCCAUAUCUUGGCAAGGACCCCAAUCGUCCCAGCGGGGAGAGACUGUCUGAAACUGUAGUGAUGAGGCUGAUGGAACCGUUCAUGGACAAGGGCAGAACUGUAACCACGGACAAUUUCUUUACAUCACUGUCACUUGCACAACGACUGCUUAGCCGGAAAACCACUAUCCUCGGCACAGUCAACGAGAGAAGCCGGGAAAUUCCUCAAUCCGCUAGGCAGAUGGAUCGCACUGAAUUCACCACUCAGGUGUUUUCAACCACUGGUGCCACGCUGACGGUGUAUGCGCCCAAAAGGAAGAAGGCUGUUUACGUUCUCAGCAGCAUGCACAGCGUGGUUGAGACUGAGGAUACCACCAAAAGGAAGCCAAACACGGAGAGACGGGUGGACUUCCUGGUGGAGCUCGCAAAAGAGUUGGCUAACUCUCAUUUCACAAGAAACAAAAUGCAGACGAGGUGCACCACUCAGGAGGCAUUGGAACUGAUUCAGAGCAGUGCCAGCCCUUGGGAUUCAGAUGGAGAAGACAUAGACCUUCAACCGGAUUCGGACUCUGAGCUGUCUUCAGAUGAGGAGACUCUCCCUCCACCACAAAAGAGAGCUCAUUUGGGGAGUGAGCCGUCACAGACCGCGAAAGAUGGCACAGUGUGGCGUGAAGAACAAGUGGGGACACAUCUCGAUUUCACUCCAAUAGAACCGUACGCCACAGAUGGAGAGCCAAGCGCUGAGGCCAGACGAAGUAUCCAGAGUCGCCUUCAGAGCUUCCUCUGUUUUAUCACUCUUGACAUGCUUCGUAGCAUUCAAGAAUGGACAACUCAACAUGCACGUCAGGAGCAGCAGGAUUGGUUCAUGGAUCUCCCGGAACUAAUGGCAUUUAUUUCCGUCGUCAUCUUGCGGGGGGUGAACAAGGUUCCAUCGCUAUGUGACAGCUGGUCAGCAAACCUGGGAAACCCAAGGAUCAUUGCAACUAUGGCCCGAAGCCGCUUCCAAAACAUAAUGCGACACCUACGCUUUGAUGACAUGCUUACACGCAGUGAGCGAGCGGAGACCGAUAAGUUUGCUGCAAUCUCCGAUGUUUGGGGAUCGUUUGUCACCAACUGCAUCGCAUCCUACAACCCUGGUCGACACAUCACUAUUGAUGCACAGCUUUAUCCAUCAAAGGCUCGCUGCUGUUUCCUGCAAUACAUUGCAACAAAACCGGACAAGUUUGGCAUCAAGUUUUGGGUGGCUUGCGACUUGAAAUCACAGUACAUCUGUAAUGCCUUCCCAUAUCUUGGCAAGGACCCCAAUCGUCCCAGCGGGGAGAGACUGUCCGAACUGUAG
Messenger RNA from Xiphophorus hellerii (green swordtail), 2495 nucleotides. RefSeq lists its product as uncharacterized. Lineage: Eukaryota; Metazoa; Chordata; Actinopteri; Cyprinodontiformes; Poeciliidae. The coding region runs from base 360 to 2495 and encodes 711 amino acids. The transcript is spliced from 5 exons. The record is from RefSeq and is a predicted model, not a curated record.